GAAUGAUUGUAAAUAUUCAGUGAGACUAGCUAAAACCGCAACCGUCACAAGUUUAAUUCAUGCAUUGUCGUAAAUUAUGCACGUUUCGCUAAAUAUGCUUUUUAAAUUUAGGUGUUAGUGUAGCAGGCUAAUGCUGACGUCCUCGAACGACUCUUGUAAGUGGAAAUGAAGACAUUAAUCGUGGGAGUUGGUGGCAUGACCAAUGGAGGAAAAUCUACACUUUCCAAAAGUUUAAUGCAGAAGAUACCCAACAGCUGCAUCGUUGCACAGGAUGCAUUUUUUAAGGAUGAUUCUGUGGUUCCAGUGAAUGAAAAUGGCUUCAAGCAAUAUGACAUGCUUGAUGCUCUUCACAUGGAUGCCAUGAUGAGUCAGGUCAAUGCCUGGAGAACAAACCCGCAAGCUUUCUUAAAGGAAGCGGGUCAGAACGCUGGGAGUACGAUGUCAUCACCUGACCACGUGUUUGUGCUGAUUGUUGAAGGGUUCCUGAUAUUCAAUCACAGACCUUUAAAUGAGAUGAUGGAUAAAAGAUAUUUCAUGGAAAUACCGUAUGUCACCUGCAAGGAGAGACGAAGUUCGAGGGUGUACAAGCCGCCUGACCCUCCGGGCUACUUCGACGGACACGUGUGGCCAAUGUACCUGAAGAACCGUCAGGAGAUGGAAAACACAGUGACAGGAAUUGUAUUUUUGGAUGGACUGAAGUCAAAGGAGGAGCUGCUGGCAGCUGUGUAUCAAGAUGUUUGUAAGAACAUAAAUAUGCUUGGAGGUAAUUUGGCUGCAUAUUAGAACCCUCAGCAUGCUCAACUCAUAUGGAGAGUUGGAGACAUUUGUACAGUAUGUAAUACAGCACCAUACCUCAUUUCAUGGUUUACUUGAGCCCCUUUUUGAUGAAGAAGUCUGGUAAUGUACCGGUGUUCUGACGAAUGGGUAUCCCGGUCGAAUUGAUAUCCAAAGCGCUACUGAGCAUGCGCACGACAACCACGGCCUUCCAUUUUAUAGAGCUUUUUGACCACUUACAUGCAUGAAAAUCUCUCACCUUUCGGCAAAAGUUCAACGUGAAGUCAAAAAGGGUGACCUACGUGAAUUGUGUAGAUACGAGGAGAAUUUUUUUUUUUUACAGGGGGGUCGGGAGAUUUUUUUAAUGUUGGACGCGCUUGGUAUGCAAGCGGGGAAAGCAGCUCAAAGCCAAAAAAGUGCACCAGAGUGGCCAAAACAUUGACUUAUUUCAACGAAACAAAGGGGGGUACACUGUCUCUUCCACGCCAAGCUUGGCUGCACGUCGGCUGUGAAUGAACACCUAAAGCGCCGUCACCCAGUUGUAAUUUUGAAAGAUAACAGGAGACAACAAGCUGGCAGAUCGUAAGUCCAUCUAAUAAAGUAACAAUUGUUUUUAUUGAAGUUGCUAAGCCUGUUGCGAUAUGCAAUGAGUCCAUUUAUAGCACGGAAAAUAAAAAUGAGGGUGGUAAUUUUCACAGCUGCGUUUUAUCGCCGAGCUUGUGCAUACAUUUGUGCGUGCGUGCUGAUGGCACAUGAGACUCCAGUUCCUUUAACAGAUGUUUAUUGGUCAUCAACAUGCUGUAGAAUUAAAGUUCAGACAUACAAAAUAAGGAAAUAUAUCUAUAUUAAACACUGUAAACCAGACAUGUCCAAAGUCCAGCCCGGGGGCCAAAUGCGGCCCUCGGUCAAAUUUCAUCUGGCCCCCAGCCUCUGUCAUAAUAAUCAUUAACAUCUGGCCCGCAUAGACUUAAUAUAUUGGUCAGCAGUACUGCUACCAGCAUAUGAAGUAGCUUACACACUAAAUGCUGAUCCUCAUUUACCCACUAAAAGGCAGCAGCACUCUAAGCAACAUUACCCCGUGUGACCCUUUACUCCCAAUUUUCUAAAAUGGCGACAGUCAACAAAAACUUUUGACUGCGACGGCCGACGCUUCAGAAAUAGGUGGAAAUUGGACUAUUUCUUCACUAAAAUACGCAACAGCUGUGUCUGCCUCAUUUGCAAAGAGACAGUGCACUGUUUUUAAAUAGUUCAAUGUUAGCCAAUAUUACCAGAGGCGAUAUUACCAAACAAGACACGCUGACAUGUACGAAAAGAUUACAGGGAAGAAGUGAGAAAUUGAAGCAACUUGAAGCUAGUUUAAUUUUACAGCAGCAUUAUUACAUUAUUACAUUACAUAUAACAGCAGUAUUUCACAAGAGCUCGAGAGUUGAAAGACAACGCCACAAAGGCUAGUUGCGAGAUUGUUGAAAUUAUUAAUUUAAAAAAUUAGGGCUGCAGCUAUUGAUUAUUUUAGUAGUCGAUUAAUCGAUGAACUAGUUAGUUCGACUAAUCGAGUAAUCGGAUAAGGAACAUGAAAAAUUAAAAUACCUGAGCGGAGCCUCAAACGGUAUAAAAAAUAAGGAUUGACAAAAGAACAAUGGCUAACUUACAUAGCAAAUGUCUGCUAGCUUAAAUGCUAUAAAAUACUAACGUUUGUUUUUUGUUUGUUUUUUUACAAUGCUCUUGACAAAUGGUUCAGACACAUAUUCCCACAAAAAAAAAAAAAAACUGCUAAAUAUACCAAUACACUAAAUUACGAAUGCACAAAAAAAAAAAAAAAAAAAAAAAAGCUCAAACAAAAAUUUGGCUUAUGUUGGUUUUAACAUGGAGCAGCUGGAUUCAUCCAUGUGAAAUGAGGCAGACCAGAGGGCAGUGUAUCACUUUAAUUAAACGAAUACUCGAAGCAGCAAAAUUUAAUUUGAAUCUUUUUUUCUUUAAUCGAAUACUGGAGUUAAUCGAUUCAUCGUUUCAGCACAAACAAAAACAAAAAAAAAAGCAAAUGUGACACACAGAAUGGCUUGCUAACAUUUCCCUAAAUAUAUUGUUAUACGUAAAGGAUGUAAGCCAAGGUCGGCCCUCCACAUUUUUACCACACCAAAUCUGGCCCCCCUUGCAAAAAGUUUGGACACCCCUGCUGUAAACGUUAAUAUUGCUACAUUGAGGCUAAUGGGGGAAAAAGACAACCUACUUUAAGCUGCUAUAAAACUUUGGCAGUCUUCUCCAAAACGCAAACUUGGGGUUAAAAGGUGACACUUCAAACAUGAAAAUUCUCUCGUUAACAGCAUUUGCAAACAAAAAAAAAAGGGAAAAGAUUACUGACACCACAUGCAAUGACAAAAAGAGCUUUUUUUGCUGAGUGUAAAGUUUACGGUUAGUGGUUUAGCGAACGUACUUUCGGUGAACAUUUCAAAAUAAAAGCAUGUCAUGUUCAUCAUAGGCCUGUCGCGAUAACAAAUUUUAGUGUGCGAUAAUUUAUUUAAUAAAUUAUUGCGAUAUUCGAUAUUAUUGCACCCCCCCCCAAUUAAAAAAAAAAAAAAAAAUUACAAUAACACUGUGAGAAUACAGUAUUUAUUAAUAGAUCAUGUACACCCAUUUAAACGCAAUAAAUGUUUACUCUUAAAUUAAAAAAUGCUUUUUAGGAAAUCACAACUAAAACAAUAGACCAUGCCUCUUAAGUAAAAGACAACAAUAUUAAUACUGCACAGAAACACAGAAGAAAUAAAAUGUGUUUUUUAAUAAAAAUAAAAUUCCACUUAAUAAUUUAAGCGUCUAGGCAAAUGAAAACGUUUCCUCUCAUAGCUUCUGCUAUGGCAUUCCAUGUGUAAUACAGUGGUACCUCUAAAUACGGAGUUAAUUCGUUCCAGGAGCUUGUUUGUAAGUCGAAAUGGUCGUAUGUCGACCAGGAUUUUCCCAAAAGAAUACAUUAUAAUUCCAAUAACUCGUUCCACAGUCCUAAAACUCACACUACAUCCUAAAUAAGUACUGCUGUAACUAUUGCAAAUAGCAAUUACAAAGAGCAAAACAAAUAAAAUAUGAAUAAAAAUCAGAAUAACAAUAAUAUAAUAAUAGCAAUAAUAACAAUAAUAACAAUAAUACAGUACAGUACCUGUAAUAAUGUAACAAAUCGGCUUCUAAUGUGGCAGACUUUUUUGCUGUACCUGAACGCACUGCGGGGCUGACGGUGAGCAGGAGAGCACUAUUUUACUUUCGGUUUCGAUCCUGGCGUCAACAGCAGUGGACACUCGGCGAGUUGAUGGAAUAAAUGAUUUGAAACCUGACGAAGCUGGCGAUUUCUUAGGCGAUGUUACCACAAUAACAACUGUCACCUUAACUGGCGAACGGAGGGGGACCGCCGGCCGAGAUCGGCAUUCUCCUACCCAGUUCAUCGAUGCACACACCAUGCUUAUAUUUUGCUAUCAUUCACAUCUUCAUUUCAAUGGUAAGCGUCACCUUUUCUUUUUUUUUUCUCCACCUGCACUAAACCUAAACUGCACUAAACUAAAAACUAAAAUGCAUUUUGCGUAGUUGGUAACGAGGAAGGCGAACUUUUAACAGCACGUCAGCCGCACGCGUGCACGCAGGUGGACACGAGGCGAUAAAUAGCAGCGGAAAAAUUAUUGCCUUCAUUUUUAUUUACCGUGCGAUAAAUGGAAUUGUUGCAUAUUGCGACAGGCUUAGUUCAUCAUAUAAAUUACGAUUUCUGGAAUUAAUUCAACAUACUUCAGAAUUUAGAUUCUAAGAAUAGCUUUAAAAUGACACCUUUUAUGAAAAAUCUUAUUCGCAAUGAAUAUUUAUUACACUACUAUUAUAUAUAGUAGUAUACUAUAUUAUUAAUGAUAGAUUUUUUUUUUUUAAGAAUUUUGAAUCAUGUUGAAAGGGCAAAGUCAGUGUUCUGAAUCGGUUUGCAUUUCAUUUUUUUGCGCUUGUUAAUGCUAUCAGCAUUUGACCUCAUUGUUUAUUUGUUAUUUAUUGUUGUUAUUUACGUGUUUAUUUGUACUUUAAUAAAGAAUUUAACUGUUCCAAAAUUUUUUUGUGAAUUAAUAAGCGUAAUCAAAAAUUUCAUUUCUAAAUUAUUUAAAAAAAGGAACACAUUUUUUUGUAAGAUUAGUCGACUAAUCGUAAAAGUAGUCGACUCACUAAUCGGGAGAAAAUUAGUCGUUUGGGACAACCCUAGUUGUACAGUGUACUGGAACAUACAGUAUUUCCUCCACACCCUUCUCACAUUUUUAACCCCUGACCGAUUUUCAUGCCUGCGCUUAACUCUGUAAGCAAUUACAUAUAUGCCCAGAAGACCACAAUAGAGUCUUGAUGAUAUUGCGAAACAAUAUCGUUUGGACGUUAACGUUGUCUGAUAAACAGUAAACAUGUGGGCCACCUGGGUUUUAAUUAGAGGGGGAAUCUUUGGGCACCUAACGAUUCGAAUGUGAUUCAGAGGCUAAAAUUCGAUUAUAAAUCAAUUGUUGAUGCACCCCCACCCCCAGCUGCUUUUAAUGUUUUGUACAUUACUUAGAAAAAUUGUACAAAAGUCCUCUCGAGCUUAAAUAAACGACUAUUUACUUAUCAAGUUAAAAGUUAAAAACAGUAAAUAAAAUACGCAAGUCCCCAUUCUGUAUCAGCAGCUUUAAACUACAUUCAAUUAAUUUAAUGUUGUGAAUCAAUGGUUAAAGUUGUUAAAAUUGCUCCCGUUAUUCCAUAAUUUCCCUUCUGUCUACUUUCGACAUGUUAAAGUUUUAUGACUGUUUCAUCAUUUAAAGAUAGAUUCAAGUCCAGAUUUUGCCGAUUUAGGAGUAUUUUGGAUAAAAAGUUAAUUAUGUUCGCUUGGAAGGUUCGCUCAACAGCCCUCCAGGGAAGUCUACUGCUUUAAAAUGGUGGCUGUUUACUAAUUCUGGCAAGUCUGUCAUUUCGCAUCUAGUUUUCUAUAAAUGUGCCGCUAAUGCCGCCGAGUCUGUCAUUUCGCAUCUAGUUCUUUAUACAUGUGAUAUCUACCGUAGCAUUAUGUGGGCGUAGUUUGUAGCGGCUGUCGGCAGCAGUCAGGUAUUAGUGUUUUUUUUAAUCUAGCGGCAUGAAUUGAGCCAGAGCCAUGAGUUGAGCAUUGUCAUUACCCAGUUAAUGACAAGCAUGAUGUUUACUCUCGGUCCGUUCCUCAUUGCGUCCCGAAGACCGCGCUGACUGUGUUUUAAUUUCGCUUUACUUGGCAUAUUUCAAUAAUCGGAAUUUGGAUGUUUGUGAAUCGUUCUCGAAUCUCCCACGGCCAAACCGCGAAUAAUCUAAGAAUCGGAAAUUUCGCACACCUCUAGUUUUAAUAGUGUUUAUUGUUCAAGAAAGAAUAUUGACAUAGUAGGAAUAUUUAAAUAUGUAAUAUAUGUAUAAUAUGCGUAAAUAGACAUGUCAAAAGGUAAAGUAGAUUUGUUCAACAUUAAGCUGCUAUCAACAGCGGGGAUACCACUUCGACAAGGGAUACCCGUUCGUCAGAACACCGGCAUUUACCAGCUCAGCUAAGAGCUGCCGAGCCGUGUAACUACCGCUACAUUUCCUCCAGUAUAAACACAGCUUAGCUGGUAAAGUUAGGUACAUUUCCUUAUGUUCGAAAGCCACGGGUCAGGUAGAUUGCGGGUACCGUUACCUGGUAAUAUUAUGUCUGAAAAGCACUUUAUAAAAAAGGGCUGAAAGGUAAGGAUCUAUAAUUUCUUGUGCUUCUAAUGAACUGAAGACAUCAGUCAUGUGCGGACAACUUUUUCCCAAAUGAUGACUUCCUUAGAACUUCUUUUGAUUUUUUUUCCUUUUUUUUUUUUCUUUUUACUAUAUCGCAAUGUUAUUCUUGGAAAAGUCUGUUCUCUUUUUUGCCAUAUUAACAUGUAAUUUUACAUUUUAUUUUUUAGUCUCGUUCUGUUUUUGGGGGGGGGCAUAGUAAAAUAACUAUGUUCAGACAUUUUUUUUUUUUAAACCUAUAUGAAGUGAAAACAUCUUGGUAGUUUAUCUAAUAAUCCAAGCAGUAGAUUGAACAGCCAGCAAAAAUUAAUUGAUCACCUCUGAAUGAUUGGGUUGUAAUAUUGUUUAACAAAAUGUAAAUAACACACAAUUAAAACAUUAUUUCCUUAAACUGUUUGG
Molecule: messenger RNA, 6921 nt
Organism: Corythoichthys intestinalis (scribbled pipefish)
Lineage: Eukaryota; Metazoa; Chordata; Actinopteri; Syngnathiformes; Syngnathidae
Gene: nmrk1
Product: nicotinamide riboside kinase 1
Exons: 7
Coding region: 166-783 (205 amino acids)
Cellular component (GO): cytoplasm
Molecular function (GO): ribosylnicotinamide kinase activity
Source: RefSeq, a predicted model, not a curated record